Molecule: messenger RNA, 1398 nt
Organism: Theileria equi strain WA
Lineage: Eukaryota; Apicomplexa; Aconoidasida; Piroplasmida; Theileriidae
Product: leucine aminopeptidase, putative
Exons: 6
Coding region: 1-1398 (465 amino acids)
Biological process (GO): proteolysis
Cellular component (GO): cytoplasm
Molecular function (GO): manganese ion binding; metalloaminopeptidase activity
Source: RefSeq, a predicted model, not a curated record
AUGUACACUAAUUACCUACCCCGGUGUUCUAUCGGACUCGAAUCUCCUGGCAAUUGCGGAUUAACCUCUUUUUGCACUUGCCAAGACCCACAAAUUCUCGGCCGCAACACCUUGGAGCAUAUUACGGUGAACCCAGACGGCGCAUUCACAGUGGACCUUGUGCUCGGAUGUGGAAAGAAGAGCGAGUUUGCUCUGACUGAUCUCCACGGUCUAACAAAGACUGUAGCCAAGCACAAAGUUGAAAAGGCUGCUCUGGUCCUGGAAGGCCUAGAGACGGACUUUAUAGAGGGAUUCCUAACUGGAGUACUCGCAGAUUUGGCGGUUGAUAACAGGUUCAAGAAGGAUGGCAAACAUGAUUAUGAUCUCAAGGACGUCCUCGUAUUUCACUCUGACAAGGACGUUGAACACACUGAAGAGAGAUCCAAAGUAUUUGCAUCAGCCAUGCACCUUACAAAGGAGCUCGUUACAUCACCCCCAAAUUAUGCAACUACAACCUCUGUUGCCAAUUUCCUCGAGACACACUUUAAAGGACUGGGUCUUGAAUUCAAAGUCUUGGAAAAGGAUGAAUGUGAGAGGCUGGGAAUGGGAGCAUAUUUGGCAGUUUCACAGGGAAGUGCGCAUCCUCCAAAGUUCCUUCAUGCAACCUACAAGGGUGAAGGUCCAAUCAAGAAGAAGAUUGCCUUUGUAGGAAAGGGUAUCAUGUUUGACGCUGGAGGUUACAACGUCAAGAACGCCACAACUCUGAUUCAUUUGAUGAAAUUCGAUAUGGGCGGGAUGGCUACUGUAUUUGGGGCAGCUGAGGCAAUUGCAAAAUUGAAGCCAAAACACGUUGAGGUCCACUUUAUAUCGGCAACCUGUGAGAACAUGGUCGACGCAAAUUCCUACAGACCUGGUGAUAUUGUCACCGCUUCCAAUGGAAAGACCAUCGAGGUCAUAAAUACAGAUUGUGAAGGUCGUAUGACCCUUGCUGAUGCCUUGUGUUAUGCCGACAACUUGGAUGUAGACAUGAUCCUGGAUAUUGCCACUCUAACUGGUACACAGAUUGUCGCCCUUGGUCAACGCUAUUCCGGGUUUUACGCCUCAAAUGAGGAGGUGGCGGAUCUGUUCGCUAAAGCAGCCAAGCUUUCCGGCGAAUUCUCCUGGAGAAUGCCACUGGCAAAAGAGUACAAAGCGGCUCUAAAGUCCGGGGUUGCAGAUCUGGCCAAUUGCAAUUACAGGGCGGAUGCUCAUGCAAUAUUUGCCGCUUUAUUUCUCCAGGAAUUUGUAAAUAAACCCUGGGUGCAUGUCGACUUUGCGGGUCCAGCAUUCGAACGAUCAUCUGGAAGAGGAACUGGACACCAUGUUAGGACGCUGGUGAACCUCGUCUUGGCACUUUCGGGGGAGCAAUUGUCCCUGUAG